Anopheles nili is the source of this 3483-nucleotide messenger RNA. RefSeq names its product dynein axonemal intermediate chain 3-like. The record is from RefSeq and is a predicted model, not a curated record. Gene Ontology annotation, biological process: inner dynein arm assembly; cilium movement involved in cell motility. NCBI's taxonomy places the organism in Eukaryota, Metazoa, Arthropoda, Insecta, Diptera, Culicidae. Gene Ontology annotation, cellular component: inner dynein arm. Gene Ontology annotation, molecular function: dynein heavy chain binding; dynein light chain binding. Bases 1 to 3483 code for a protein of 1160 amino acids. The transcript is spliced from 3 exons.
AUGGCCCAGCUGAAAUCGUCCACUUCAAAUGAAGCGAAAUCUGAUCGGUUGGGAGAUGGGACAGCAGGUGCGAAGCACAACUUUGAACUGGAUGAUGAGGAAGUGUCGAUGAUUUUUGGAUUUGAGGAGAACGAUGCACGACAGAAGCUGCUCAACUUCCCUAAGUGCUCACGACUGGUGAUUAGCCCCGACUUGCAGGCAGAAUUAGGGAUGGAGAUCGGUACCGCUAUCAGUGUGGAGCACCCGUGGAAAGAGAUCAAGAAGGAGCUGCUCGAAGAUCACCUGCCGGGAAAAUCCAAGGGACAGCGCCAGCUGAAGGACAAAUUGAAGGACAUGGAGUCCGGAAGGCUGGUGCUCGUGGGCUACCUGCCCGACCAGAGCACCGAGGAGGAAGACCUGUUCACCGUCUUCACCGACAACCGUGAAACGCGUGAGGCUCGAGAGCUGAUUCGUCGACUUGAGUUGGUCGAGCGAUUGUCGGCAGGUGCCGCAAUGCGCAAGAAACCCCGUCGGUGGCAAUCCCGCGGCAGUGAACCGGAAGUAGAGAGCUUCAUCCCGCGACAACGUGCCAACGUGGUUAACGUCGAAUCGCAGAGCAUAUUUCCAGCUCAACGGGGUGGAUCGUGUCGCUUCCGGUUACGACUGGUGGAGGAUGCACGCGACGGUUACGUGGAGCUCGUUCCGAGAACGGUGUUCCGCAACAUUGUGCGCAAGUCGAUCGAUUUCGGUGUUCAGCUACGUCCACAGAAGGUUCACAAAAGCCAGCAGACUGACCCGACGUUCCCUACCAACGCUUGGUCGCAGUAUCUGUACGAAAUCGGUGGUGAAUCACGUACCUCCGAAGGUCCUGUGGCCUCGUCAUCCUCUGGGUCGGCACCAAACCCAGUCUGCCCGAGCAGCCACGUGGAGCAACUACUGCAGACACUCGAGUUCAACCAGAUCGACAUGUACAGGAACGAUUAUCCGAGCAUCGCGCGACCCAAAUCAACCUCCAAGUACGAGGCACCGGUCGUGGAUGAGACGAUGUGCUUUGUAGAAAGUGCGACCUGCGCCAACCGACACGUGUCUGCCGUGGAGUGGCAUCCACAAUUGGUGGGCACGUUCGUGGCCGCUUAUGUACAUCGUAUUCCGAGCGUCAUGACCGCAGUUCCGGAGACUGGACCUACGGCCAGGACGGCAUCAGACGCGGUGUCUCGCUUGGUAUUUGAGAAAAGUCCCGUUUUGGCGUGGAACUUUGAGGAAUCGCUCGUACCACGGUUGUGGUUCGACUCGCCACGUGAGGUGACGGCUCUGUCGUUCUGCCCGUAUAACGGCCAACUACUGGUCGGUGGAUUGUCCAGUGGACAGCUCGUAAUCUGGGAGUUGACGGACGCACAGCUCGAACACGCAGGUCCUCGUCCAGCUACAGGUGCCGCCCAUUCACAUCCUGAGCCAUAUCGGACGGAAAUUCGGGCUUUGCUCGGUAACGCAACUCCAACGGGUCGCUUGGCCCGUGGAAACUCAGCUCCUACAGCUCAAGGAGGCCCGCCUGAGACACCGUGGCACGUGCGCCCGGUCGUCAUCAGCGCCCUCGAGCGGUCAGCACGCAAACCGAUCACCGUCAUCCGUUGGCUGCCCCAGAAUCAUCAUUGUGCCCCGACGGGACAACUUCGUGUGAAUAGCGCCGACGAUCGACCUGGCAGGUUCCUGCUAACAGCCGCUCUGGAUGGUACUGUGUGUUUCUGGAACCUGGACUUACAAGUGGUGUCUCUAGCAGCGCCGACAUCGGACAAGGACGUGGACAAGGGCAGCUCUGGUGAGCCGGAAAAGACUGGAUCCGGCAGUGGGAGUGGACUCGCCCGGCUGAACAACGUCCUUCAUCCGACGUUCCGUGUGCGGUGUGAUACACCACUCGUGGCGUUGGCCUUCGACGAACCAGUCCCGGUGCGGUUUCAGACUUCUGGUCCAGUUCCAGCCCAGCCACCAACCUGUCGUAUGGCGUUCAUUGCCGGCACCCUACUCGGAGGUCUUUUCUGGGGCAGAUGGGACGGGUACGAGUUCGAUCAGGGUGCGACCGUAAACGAGGAGCCGGUGCGCGACCAGGACACUUUUGCGGCGGUACAUGACGGCCCUCUGGUGGCGAUUGCACGCAACACCUUCGUGCCGGAUGUUCUGCUGACGGCGGGUGGAACCGUGUUGGCGCUUUGGGCGGCUGAUUGUCGUCAGUCUCCGAUCUUCUGGCGGCCUAAGCCUGCCCCCGUUACUGCGUGUGUAUGGAGUCUUGAUCGGCCGGCGGUGUUCUUCGUCGGGUUGGCGAGUGGCGACCUCGAAAUAUGGGAUCUUCAAAUACACACGUCAAACGCCUGUGUGACGUUGAACCUCGGUGCAAGCGUUCUAUCUAUCAUCACUCAGCAACAGCACCAACACCAACAAUCACUACCGCAACAACACCGACGUCCAGCUACUAGCAACUCCACUCCAACUGCCCAGCGCCACCUGGCGGUUGCAGACGGAAACUGCGCUGUGCGACUCCUUAGUAUCCCGGUAGCAUUUGCGGAACCACGGCCGGGUGAGCGUAAGCGUUUCAGGCAGCUGAUCCGGGCGGAGUUGGUUCGCAAGCACGAUCAGCAGGCCUGGGUCCAGCGGUACUACGAGCAGAACCGGGACCAGAUCGAAGCGAAACUUCGGGCAGAGAGGGAGGCUCGUGAGCUGGCGGAACGUCUCGAGGUGGAGAAGCAGGAACACGACGACUUCUUGCGUCGGCAGGCGAUCGAGGAGGCUAAAAAGAAGGCGUUGCGUGACGCAGAGAAGCGAGUCGAUCUUAGCCGACGACUCGAGGGUCGUUGGAGGUCCCGCUACUACCGGGCGCUCAUCCGCACCAUGAUGGCUCGACGCCACCUCAGCCCAGAGCUACUCGCCAAGCAGAUGCAUCCGGAACGGGAACGCCGCCGGUAUGACAUCCGGAAGCGGGCGACGAUUGGUGAAAGUUUGGCAGCCGCUCCAGAGGACUACCAGCGAGCUCAGGUGAUCCUUCAGCCUACAAUCGGGGUUCGAGAUCCACGUUCUGGGGCUUCUGGACGUGUGGAAGCGUUACGCGAGACGGUAAAGGCACGCUUCCGGGAGGAGUUGAGCGAUUAUCCACGUGUCAGCUGGGAGGCAAAGGAGGUCCUGCGCAAUUUCCGGUUACCCACAGAGCUGGACAGCGUCGUAGGGAUCGUGGCGAAGGGUCGAGCUCGGCGAGAUCUCGUACUCUCGGAUGAUCACGGAAAUCUGGAGCACUUGCAGGCGUACUUGGCGAAGCAGACGGCCCGUGGAUCGGCCAUAGGCGAUUGCGAUGUUGACGAGCUUGUGGGGCGACCUCUUUCGGAGAUGACCACUGGCAAUGGUAACCCAGAAGCCGGACCGGAGGGUGAACGACGUGGACAUAAGGUCGGAUUGCAGCGAGCCCGCUCGGUGACAUUCAUUGACGACGUGCCGAAACCUAGCCCCGAUCUGCCUGGGUAG